AUGGCUUAAUGUGAAAUGACACUUAAAGCUAUUGGUGGUGCUUUAAAUACAGAAAUUUUAUUUGUUUGCAAAGCUCUUCAUUUAGUAGAGUCUGAGAAGGAUUAUUAUAUUUGCGUUGGCGAAAACUGUUUUUAUUUCAUAGAUGAGUUUUUCGAUAAAGUAAGAGGAAAAUCUGAAUAUAACAAUCUACUAAGAAUUAUAGUAGACUAAAAAAUAGAAACAAUUCUGUAAAUUCAUUUUAAAGAGAGCAAAGAUCAGAAUAUGCCCCUAAAAAUGAAUUUAAUAUGUUAUGAUAGAAAGAAUCUGAUUUAUUAUUUAAAUUAUGCAUGGAAAACAUAUUAGAUGUAUUAUUCACUAGAAGUUAAGGAUCUCCCUAUAUACUAGCAAGAUAUAAAAUUUUAGAAUAAAGCUAAUAAAAAAACAAUAGGACCGCCUGAAUUUAUGUUUUAAUAGAAAGAUGAUGGAGUUAAAUUUACAAUUAAUAAUUAUGUAUUUUAAUUGAAUGCUCAGUUUAAAAAUAUAUAAACAGGCAUUUACGAAUAUAAGGCUGCACCUUUAGAUUAUCAGCUUUUUAUUUAGGUAACAAACCCUCUACCAUUACACACUAUUCAAAAGAUGGGAGUAUACUCUUAUUUAGAUUAGUAUGCCUUAAAAUAUAUUGAUUAAAUUGUAGCUGAAUACGGAAUAUAAAAAUACUACAUUGAGUAUUCCAAUCCUUAUAUUAGACGUCAUAACUUGACAGAAGAUAAGAGCUAGUGGAAAGGAUGGGAAAUUAGUAUAGUAACUAAUUAAUCUAAAAUAAGAUAAGUGAAUGUUAUUAUUUUGAGAAGAUCAUUUCUUCCACCACUUCUCGAAAAUUUUAAUGAUAUUAUAAUAGUUCUUUUUUCUAAUAGUGCUGCUUAUAAUAAGAAAGGUAAAAUAGAGGCAAGAUAGAUUGCUGACAGUAUUUAUCCUUUUAAUAUGGUUCUUCCUAUUUAUUCUUUGCUCAUUUAGGAUAAGUGUAACUCUCUUUCUCUUUAAGAAAUAAACUAUGAAUUUUUACUCAGUCAUGACCCACCACUUUAUCCUAAUGCCAUUUAUUAUAGUUUUUUGGUGAUAAAGUACAUUCAUAAUAAGCUAUCUAACUCUGUUAGCUAACAAAAAAGAUUAAAAAUUAAAGAAGAUUAGAUAAUUAGUAGAAUGACAAGAUUACAUGUGUUCAAUGCGAGCGAUAAUUUAAAUAAAUUUAAAAGUCUUUAAUUUAAUAGUAUUUAACAAUUAAUAUUGUAUAUUUAAGACGAAAUAGCUAAGCAAUUUGAUUUCUAAGAUUAAGAUAAUCAAAAUAUUUUAGAAUAGUAGGACUAGGUAAUUGAAGACUUUAGAUAAAAUAGAAACAAUGUUAGUGGAAACUUUGAUGUUGAAAGAAAUAGUGUCAAUAUGUUAAGUAAACAAAUGCAAAAAUUCUCAUUCGAUUCAUACAACUGGAAAAAAAAGGUUUCCAGGUUUAUUACCUUUUGCGUCGAUGGUGGUAUAUUUGGUGAUAGAUUCUCAUUAGUAGAUGUGAUUGAAGGAAUUUCUGAUUCACAAUGCAAAAGAGACUGCUAAGAUUUAUUAGAAUAUUGCUUGUUUAUGUUUAGUGAAGACGGAUAGCUGAACUAUACAGGUAUUACUAAAUCAGUAGAAAAGAGCAUUCAAAACCUUAAUAAUUUUAAUGAAAGAGUUAUGAUUUAGUUAAUUAAGAAUCAUUACUUUUAUAACUACUAUGUUGAGCAAGAUGUGUCAUAGAGUAAUAUUUAUCAACAACUCAUGAUAUACUUCCUAAUGGAACAUAAUUCUAUAGAGCUUAAAAAAGCUGUAUGCUAUCAUAUUAUAGAUAAAUUAAAUAAGAAAUCAGAGGAUUAAGCUAUUCCAAGUUAGGCAGGGUAAAUAUUAAAUGAGCUAGUAGCGCCUCUGAUAUAUUUGUAUUCUAAAUCUGAUGAUACUAAUUUGUAGCUUUAUUCAUGUAUAACUUUGUAAAAUAUCCUCGUUUAAGUUAGCGAUUCAAAAUAAACCAUGAUAUAGAAUAAUUGCAUUGAAAUAAUUUACUCUAAGCUAGAAUCUUCAAACUAAAAAAUGGUUAAUUAUUCCUUGAAAUUUAUAUAUAAUCUUUUUGAUGGAAUGAAUACCUCUUAAAUUUUUAACAUGAGCGUGCUUUAAGAUAAAAUUUUGUAAAUCAUUAAAGGCUAUAAAGGUAUGAAAGAUUAUAGGUAUAAUAUAGAAGUUAUGUGUACAGCACUUUCAUUAAUAAGAAAGCUAUUAAAUUCAAAUGAAAAUGAAUUUAUUAAAAUCAGAGAUUCUGCUGAUUUAUUUCACAAAAUUAUGCUACCUUCUCUAAAUAGGUAAUAAGAUGAUUACUUUUGUGAUUAAGAACUACAAGAGGAAACAUUAGGUAUUUUUGUAUAAUUAGCAAAUGUUGAUUAAACUAUAAAAGACAAAAUAGCCAAAAGAAAUGGUGAAUACCAUAGCAUAUUAGCAUACAGUAUAGAUUUAAUCCUAAAUCUAGUAAAUGGACUUUUGCUAGAUAGAUCUCUCUCCUUAAUUAUAACACUAUGCUAAGAUAGAAACGAUUUGAUAUCCUAUCUUAAAUAAAACUAAUUAUUUUACAGUGCAAUUAAAUUUCUUAGAUUCGAUUCUAAGCCUCCAAUAAAUCCAAAUACUCCUCUGGCAAAAAAGUUAGAAGCUUGCUUAUGGCUAUUCAGCAAUAAUGUUGCUGCAGAAGAAGAAGCUUCAAAUGAUAAAUCAAAAAAGAAAAAAUGA
Messenger RNA from Tetrahymena thermophila SB210, 2775 nucleotides. RefSeq lists its product as hypothetical. The transcript is spliced from 6 exons. NCBI's taxonomy places the organism in Eukaryota, Ciliophora, Oligohymenophorea, Hymenostomatida, Tetrahymenidae. The record is from RefSeq and is a predicted model, not a curated record.